AUGGCCCUUCUCCUGUCGCCCGCUCCUUCCGAGCGCGACAGGAUCGAUGCCGAGUUGGGCGACGCCAUCCGCCAGAUGGAUCCAGAGACCAUCCAACUGUUCCUCGAUGACAUUCGAGGCGCCGGAAUUUACCCCCAGUGGGUUGACCAGCGCCUGGAUGUCAUCGUGGCGUUCCUCUUUAACCACUCGUUCUUGGAGGUUCGCGGCAAGUUUGCGGAGGCAGCCGCCGACCCCACGCACCCCGAUGUCGACUUUACCGACAUCCUCAACGUUCUCCAAGACGCCCACGAUCUCAGCGGCGUCUUGGGCAUAUACAUGUGCCACUGCCUUCUCCUCCUCCUGUCCUACUUUGGCAGGUUAGUCGACAUCGCCAGGCGUAACGGCGAGCACGACCGCGAGCCGCACUCGGAUGCGCUCCAGGUCGCCUGCGCCAAGGUUCCAGGUGGCAACUGGCUCGCCAAGGCCCUGUCGACCUUCCCCAAUGGCACUAUGGUAUCGAUUGUGUCGGCGUGCGAGACGGUGGUGAUUGGAUGCAGCGGCACUCUCGAGGGACCCAACGCCCUCCAAACACACCUUGUGGACUGCCAGCGCAGGACGCCCAAGAAGCAGCCGAUUGACAUCCGCUUCUUGGGCAACAAUGACGAAUUCAUCAAGGACGUCCUCGCGGUCCGCACCUGGGCAUACGACCACCUCCAAGGUGGUGGCAGGACGCUGCCGGCUCUGGCCCGAGCCUCCAAGUGGCAGUGUCUUCUGGGCCACACGUACUCGGGCAAAUUCAGCCAUGUCCAAUUGCUCAAGUAG
This is a messenger RNA of Apiotrichum porosum, 801 nucleotides long. RefSeq lists its product as uncharacterized. NCBI's taxonomy places the organism in Eukaryota, Fungi, Basidiomycota, Tremellomycetes, Trichosporonales, Trichosporonaceae. Bases 1 to 801 code for a protein of 266 amino acids. The record is from RefSeq and is a predicted model, not a curated record. The transcript has 4 exons.